AUGCAAAAUAAUUUUCGAACAUUCCUAACGAUUCGCGCCGCGUUGUUGCAUCGAGUAAAAUUUGCAGAAAUAUGGAAAGAUAUUUUAAAAAAGCUGUGCCGGCUCCAAUUGAGACAUCUUCGAGUGAAGAGGACAAUUUGAAUGAAGUUGAACCGAAAAAUACUAAAAGGUGUUCCCAAAGAAUUGAUUUACAAACAUCCGAGAGUGAAAGUUCGUGCAGCUAUUCGGAUGAGGAAUCACCGCGCAGAAAGACCAAAAGGUAUUAUAUUCACAUGCCGCUUUUAUUGUUUUUUAUAUUAAAUGACGUUUUUUUGUGGCGCAGAUAUACCCAACAAGUGAGAAAAGCUUGGUUCAGCGAUAAAAGGUUUAAAGAUUGGAUAUCUGAAUAUGAUGACAAAAUAUUGUGUAAGUUUUGCGGCUGUAAAUUGACACCAAAAUUAUGCACUUUGAUAGCGCAUGCAAAUACGAAAAAACACAAAGCAACAGCAGGUCCAUUUUUAAGAGGAAAGCAGGCAACAAUUUCUUUUAAAGCUGUUGGUAUUAUUUAUGAUACAAAGCGAGCCGAAUUAGCUAACGCACUUUACGUCGCUUCACACACAGCUAUCUGUUCCGUAGAUCAUUUAUCUACGAUUCAAAGAAACUCGUUUCACGACAGUUCAAUAGCUACAGGAAUAAAACUGGCUCGAUCAAAAUGUAGUGCUUUAAUUCGAAAUGUGCUAUGUCCAUAUUUUAAAAAUCGGUUACUUUCUGAUAUCGGUAGCAAUCCAUACAGCUUAAUUAUUGAUGAAUCGACAGAUAUAAGCGUUAAAAAGUACCUCGGAAUAGUGAUAAGAUAUUAUAGCGCUACCAGCAAAUCAAUUGUUAAUACAUUUCUUACACUAUCAGUUAUCGAGGAUUGCACGGCAAAAGGAUUAGUAGAUUCAAUCUUAAAAACAUUGAGUGAGUUUGGGUUAGAUAUUAAAAACUUAAGGGGCUUAGGAACAGAUAAUGCUAGUGUUAUGGUAGGCAGAAACCGAGGCGUGAUUUCUUUAUUAAAGCAACAUCAACCUAAUAUUGUUUUAGUUCCAUGUGUUUGCCAUUCGAUCCAAUUGGCUGUUUCGUCUGCUUCGAAAUUACUUCCCAAUAAAAUUGAAUUUUUGAUAUCAGAAACAUAUAACUGGUUUUCUAAAUCCGCAAGUAGACAAAAUAGCUAUUCCAUGUUGUAUGCUGCCAUAAAUGAUGGGCUAGAACCUUUACAAAUGGUUAGAGCCUGCUCUACUAGAUGGCUGUCUAUCGAAGUUGCCGUUAAAAGAGUAACCAGUCAAUGGUUGGAAUUGAAAACGCACUUUGGUAUUGCUGCAACAGUGGAAUGCUGUCAUAAAGCGAAGCUGUUGGCAAAUCUGUUCUCUGACGAAAAUUUAGCUUAUUUAAUGUUCCUUGGCCCUAUAUUAAAAGAAGUUCAAAUGGUGAAUAAGCUUUUUGAAAGCAAUUCUGUAGACCCCCUCAAGAUGUUCAGUGACUUAAAGUAUCUACUUUCAAAUCUUUGCUCACUUGUUACUUACUCCUCAGAAACUUUUGACCCAUUGUCUUCUCCGUUGUUGCCGUUAUUAAUUCCUCUUCCUUGUUUCCAUUACUCCUUUGAGGAGUUUAUGAAAACAAACAUUAAUGAUAUAGAUACAGAAAAAAAUAUACGAGAUAACUGCCGUAGUUUUCUUAUUAAACUAAUAGAGCAAUUACGCCAACGUUUGCCAAGUAAUAUCGACACUUUGAAAAAUAUUAAUUUCUUUUCUAUGGAAAAAGCACUGAGCGCUGUAAAAACAAACAUAUUUGAUAGUUUCAAACAAGAAAAAUGUAGAUAUACAUCUGACGAGAUAAGUAACAUAGAAAUGCAAUGGAAGAAAUUGCAUCUAAUCGAAUGGGAAGGCAUAGAUUCCACAGUUGCAUUUUGGACACAGGUUCGGGAGUAUAAGAAUGCGUUCGGGGAAAAUCCUUUUGCCAGUCUUUCUAAUUUUGUUUUUGAAUUUUUGGUUCUGCCGCUGAGCAAUGCGGAGGUUGAGCGUAUUUUUAGUACGAUGAAUAAUGUAAAAACUAAGGUGCGAAAUAGGACUAGUACUACAAUGUUAAAUGCAAUUUUAUGUAUAAGGUAUGGACUAAAAAAAGAAAAGAAGUGCUGUCAUGACUUUGUCAUAACAAAAGAUCUCAUUAGUCUCAUGAACAAUUCCAGUAUUUAUUCUUAUUCCUCGGAUGAUGAAGAAAAUUUUGACAUAGAAAUAUAAUAAGACUUUUACAGCCCAAUCUAAUAUAAACGCAUUGCGGUAACUUUUUGUCAAAAAUUGUCUCAUGUACAUACAAGUUGUAUGAAAGUAACAUAAAUUAAUUUGCGUGCGUAAAAACCUAAUUUGAUUUCCAAUUUUGGUUCUGCGUGACACCAGGGUUUGACAUAUACACACAUAUUUUUAUCAAGAAAACUUGUGUUUAUAUCGGUUAGAGCAAAAAACGUCGUUUAUGUUCGUGCGUUUAUAUUAGGUUGGGCAGUUAGUAAAAGGCGCAUUUUUUAUUUUGUUAACUGGAAGUGGAAAUAAUUUUAUGAAGUACAAAUUGCAAUGUUUCGUAGCUUUAUA
Anastrepha obliqua is the source of this 2600-nucleotide messenger RNA. RefSeq lists its product as uncharacterized. The record is from RefSeq and is a predicted model, not a curated record. Gene Ontology annotation, molecular function: protein dimerization activity. Bases 72 to 2255 code for a protein of 727 amino acids. The transcript has 3 exons. NCBI's taxonomy places the organism in Eukaryota, Metazoa, Arthropoda, Insecta, Diptera, Tephritidae.